Schizosaccharomyces osmophilus is the source of this 714-nucleotide messenger RNA. RefSeq lists its product as uncharacterized. The transcript is spliced from 3 exons. Bases 1 to 714 code for a protein of 237 amino acids. Lineage: Eukaryota; Fungi; Ascomycota; Schizosaccharomycetes; Schizosaccharomycetales; Schizosaccharomycetaceae. The record is from RefSeq and is a predicted model, not a curated record.
AUGACUGAAAAAAACAAAUACAAAAAGCUAAAAGAUGCUGAUUCAGCUGACGUUCCUCGCUUGGGCACUCUUGCAACGUUUGACGGUGAACUGCCACGGUACAAUGAAAUCUUGAAUUCUCAUCUAGACGACUUGGAAAAAGGUCAUGCACCUCCGUACUCAGAAAACAGACAUCAAGAAGCGUCUACCAACAUGGCACAAGGAAGCGGAUUCUUUAUUCUUUUACGAAAUGCCUUGACGGCAUUAUUGUGGUUGAUUCUCUGGCCGGCAAAAAUUGCGAGAAUCUCCGAAGCAAAGCGGAGACAGGAGAAUGAAGUUCUUCGGCUUGGUUGGUGCUUUAUUGGUUCAAUCGUAUUGGACUUUUUCUUUUCUUACUUUUUCCUUGUCCCCUUUAUAAAGGAACCGAUGAAAGAAUCUGUAUGGACAUGGUUUCAAGCUACUGUGGCAGCUGUUCUUGUCGUCAUGACUUUCUAUAUGUUUCUAUAUGUUUGUUCAUUGUUGGUGGAUUUAGUCGUUAUAUUACUUUCUGCAAUUACCAGUGCUCUAGGCUUCAGGAUCUUGCCACCAGAGCCUGAAAACCGCUUCAACGAUCGUAGUGAUAAUACUUUCAAACAACCGUCCUCUGAACAUUCUGAGCAAUCUCCAGGGUUACGCCAGAAACCGGGUCAGUCUAGGGAUGUUGAAAGCAGUGGGAGUGAUUUAUACGGAAAGUAA